Saccharomyces mikatae IFO 1815 is the source of this 3009-nucleotide messenger RNA. RefSeq names its product ssRNA exonuclease RAT1 (gene RAT1). Gene Ontology annotation, cellular component: nucleus. Gene Ontology annotation, biological process: nuclear-transcribed mRNA catabolic process. The record is from RefSeq and is a predicted model, not a curated record. Gene Ontology annotation, molecular function: RNA binding; 5'-3' RNA exonuclease activity. The transcript has a single exon. Bases 1 to 3009 code for a protein of 1002 amino acids. NCBI's taxonomy places the organism in Eukaryota, Fungi, Ascomycota, Saccharomycetes, Saccharomycetales, Saccharomycetaceae.
AUGGGUGUUCCGUCAUUUUUCAGAUGGCUGUCUCGAAAGUAUCCGAAAAUCAUAUCCCCCGUGUUAGAGGAGCAACCUCAAGUAGUUGAUGGUGUAAUAUUACCAUCGGAUUAUUCUGCUCCAAAUCCAAAUGGCGAGUUAGACAACCUGUAUUUGGAUAUGAACGGUAUUGUUCAUCCUUGCUCACAUCCAGAAAACAAACCACCUCCAGAGACUGAAGAUGAAAUGCUUUUAGCGGUUUUCGAAUAUACCAAUCGUGUAUUAAACAUGGCUAGACCUCGCAAAGUGCUUGUUAUGGCUGUUGAUGGUGUUGCUCCUCGUGCCAAAAUGAACCAACAGAGAGCUCGUAGAUUCAGGAGUGCUAGAGAUGCUCAAAUUGAGAACGAAGCCAGAGAGGAAAUAAUGAGACAACGAGAGGAAGUUGGCGAGAUAAUCGAUGAUGCCAUUAGGAACAAGAAAACUUGGGAUUCAAAUGCAAUCACACCGGGUACCCCAUUUAUGGAUAAGCUUGCAGCAGCUUUACGUUAUUGGACCGCAUUUAAACUUGCCACAGACCCUGGUUGGAAAAACCUACAGGUGAUUAUAAGUGAUGCCACUGUCCCAGGUGAAGGGGAGCAUAAAAUUAUGAAUUUUAUUAGGUCUCAAAGGGCUGAUCCUGAGUAUAACCCUAACACUACGCACUGUAUAUACGGUUUGGAUGCUGACUUGAUUUUUCUGGGCCUCGCUACUCAUGAGCCACACUUCAAGAUUUUAAGAGAAGAUGUUUUUGCUCAAGAUAACCGGAAAAGAAAUAACUUCAAAGACACCAUAAAUAUGACUGAAGAAGAAAAACAGUUCAUACAAAAGCAAAACUCUGAACAACCUUUUUUAUGGCUGCAUAUAAACGUUUUGAGGGAGUAUUUAUCUGCUGAAUUAUGGGUUCCCGGCCUUCCAUUUACUUUUGAUUUAGAAAGAGCUAUUGACGAUUGGGUUUUCAUGUGCUUUUUCUGUGGUAAUGACUUUUUGCCGCAUUUACCAUGUUUAGAUGUCAGAGAAAAUAGUAUUGAUAUUCUUUUGGAUAUUUGGAAGGUGGUAUUACCACGAUUGAAAACAUAUAUGACUUGUGAUGGUGUCUUGAAUCUUCCUUCUGUUGAAACAUUACUGCAACACCUUGGCUCUCGAGAAGGGGAUAUCUUUAAAACAAGGCACAUCCAAGAAGCUAGAAAGAAAGAGGCUUUUGAAAGAAGAAAAGCACAAAAGAAUAUGUCGAAGGGUCAAGACAGGCAUCCCAUAGUAGCUACUGAACAACUGCAAAUGUAUGAUACGCAAGGUAAUUUAGCAAAAGGCUCAUGGAACUUGACUACCAGUGAUAUGGUGAGAUUGAGAAGGGAACUUAUGCUAGCAAAUGAAGGGAACGAAGAGGCAAUUGCUAAAAUUAAAGAACAGAGUGACAAGAACAAUGAAAUAAUAAAGGACAUCAGUAAGGAAGAGAUUGAUGAUGCCGUUAACAAGGCUAACAGAUCUAAUUUUAAUCUUGCAGAAGUCAUGAAACAAAAGCUUAUCAACAAAAAACAUCGUCUUGAAAACGAUAAGGAAGAGGAGGAAGAAACUGCUAAAGAAAGCAAAAAAGUUAAGGCGGAGAAGGCGGAGUCAGAGGACAAUCUUGAUGCGGAGAUCAAGAGUGAAAUUGUAGCCGAUGUAGAUGAUAGAGAAGAAUCCGAAACUACGAGAGAUUCAUCCGUUCGAAGUAAUAUUGUUGUCAGUGAAGGUCCCCAAAAUGGAGUUUUUGAUACGGACGAAUACGUCAAACUAUUUGAACCUGGUUAUCACGAAAGAUAUUACACUGCAAAAUUUCGCAUUCCUCCCCAAAAUAUUGACCAGCUAAGAAAAGAUAUGGUGAAAUGCUAUAUCGAAGGCGUUGCCUGGGUGCUAACGUAUUACUAUCAAGGUUGUGCUUCCUGGAAUUGGUUCUAUCCGUACCAUUAUGCCCCCUUGGCAACCGAUUUCCAUGGAUUCUCUCACUUGGAGAUAAAGUUCGAAGAAGGUACCCCAUUUUUACCUUAUGAACAAUUAAUGAGUGUUUUGCCAGCUGCAUCUGGUCAUGCUUUGCCAAAAAUUUUCCGAUCUCUGAUGUCUGAACCUGAUUCUGAAAUUGUUGACUUUUAUCCUGAGGAGUUUCCUAUAGAUAUGAAUGGUAAGAAGAUGUCCUGGCAAGGGAUAGCAUUACUGCCAUUUAUCGAUCAAGACAGAUUAUUAGCGGCAGUCCGUGCCCAAUAUCCUUUACUUUCCGAUGCUGAGAGGGCAAGAAACGUUCGCGGAGAGCCUGUUUUACUAAUAAGUGACAAAAAUGCCAAUUAUGAGAGAUUUUCGAAGAAACUGUACUCGAAAGAUAACAACCGCACUAUUGAGGUGAAGUUUCAACAUUUCAGGAGUGGACUAAGCGGUAUUGUGUCGAAGGACGUCGAGGGUUUUGAAUUAAAUGGGAAAAUGGUAUGCCCAAUUCAAGGAGGAUCAUUACCAGAUUUAUCUACUAGUUUGAUCUUAAAGAUGUCUUACAGAUUAAUUCCGUUGCCAUCAAGAAAUAAGUCCAUCAUACUGAAUGGGUUCAUUCCGUCAGAGUCGGUACUAACGGCAUAUGAUCUUGAUUCCAUAAUGUACAAAUAUAAUAACCAAAAUUAUUCCCGUCGUUGGAACUUUGGAAAUGAUAUGAAGCAAAAUAUUGUCCCAGUUGGACCCAAGGGUAUCACCCAAUACAAACCAAGAACUGGUGGUUAUCGUGCAUUUUUUUACUUCGCUGAACUCAGGAACAAUACUCAACCUGUUUACAACCAUAGUAAGAGCGGCUACCACACUCAAUCUGGCUCCAAUAACAGUAGAUAUAAUACUGGAAACAAUAGUUAUAGGCAGAAUUCAAGUUUCAGGAACAAUAACUUUCCGGGAAAUAGAAAUGGUGGACAUUACGGCGGUAACAGCUACUCUCGGAAUAACAAGCAAAGUCGAUAUGACAAUUCGAGGACAAAUGAGCGCUAG